GGGACACGAGGGAAUUAACGAGAGGGACGGAGAAAGAGUUCAGUAAAUUCUCAAUCGAGAUGCCACGCUGUUCGGUGGUUGCCGCAGCACUGAUCGUCAUCGCGCUCUGAGCCCGAGCGGUCAGUUCACAACCAUGUCCUCCCCAUCGCAGACGGCAUCGCCAACGGCCUCGAGCUCUUCGACGGCGACGAAGGACACGCCAGCGGUCUCCAUAGACAGUCUUUUGUCUUAUCCCAGUCCAACAGCCCCGGAGACUCGAGCCGCUUCAUCGACUCAACAAUCACGGCCUCUCGUCAGAGAACGACUAUAUGUCGGCAACUUGCACCCGACCGUCGACGAGUAUACCCUGCUGCAAGUGUUCAACAAGUAUGGAAAGGUGUCCAAGCUCGACUUUCUCUUCCACAAGACUGGCCCGAUGAAGGGCAAGCCGCGUGGUUACGCAUUUGUGGAGUACUCCAGCGUGGAGGAUGCCCAGAAUGCACUCGAGAGCGCUAACAACAAGCUACUCCGAGGUCGAAAGCUCUUUAUCACGUAUGCACACCAAGCACCGCAAGACCAGACCGGUGCUGGAUCGAGGUACAAGCGGAUGCAGUCAGAGGCCUCAAAGCCCACAACGCUCAGCCUGCUGAAGAGCGCGUCUACAGGUCGUCAGGAAGCGACCGGAACGAAGAUAGCGAAGAUGGAGGCGAAGCUGCGGCAAAUGGAGCAGUCUUCGUCCGGGUCCUCCUCACGUCUCCACCCAUCCCUCCCAUCCAAACCGACAAUGGCAUCCAUCGUCGCGUCGACCAUGGAUGUGCCUCCCGCCGGGGCGCGACAAUCCCUCCCAAGUAUGUCUGCGCGCAAGAGGAUACAUCAGACGCUUCCCUCUCUCCCUAUGCCCAAUCCGACGAAAAGCACACCGUCGACUCCCCUGUUCCCCAGCGCAGCUACACCGCCUCGUGUGGAGCCUGCGAAGAAAGCUGCGACGCCUCUUACCGGCGUGCGGAUAGUGAAGAAGAAGGAUCGGUGACGAAGGCUUUUGCUUCUUUUGCGGGCUGCAUUGUUUUAAUAAGUUAAGGGACAUGGGUAACGAAGCAGCCUGUCCACUUCUUGCGCAGCUGCUAUAGUAGUGUUACAAGCGUAGUGUUUCUUGCGCAUGCGGGUCUCGAUAGGUUAUCACAUUAUCAUAAGCUGGAUUUACUGGC
Laetiporus sulphureus 93-53 is the source of this 1184-nucleotide messenger RNA. Its product is annotated as RNA-binding domain-containing protein. Gene Ontology annotation, cellular component: precatalytic spliceosome; catalytic step 2 spliceosome. The transcript is spliced from 4 exons. NCBI's taxonomy places the organism in Eukaryota, Fungi, Basidiomycota, Agaricomycetes, Polyporales, Laetiporaceae. Gene Ontology annotation, molecular function: RNA binding. Gene Ontology annotation, biological process: alternative mRNA splicing, via spliceosome; regulation of alternative mRNA splicing, via spliceosome; mRNA splice site recognition. The record is from RefSeq and is a predicted model, not a curated record. The coding region runs from base 134 to 1009 and encodes 291 amino acids.